AUGUCAGACAGGCCGUCACCACCUCUCCGGGCGAGGACGCAUUCACCGCAGCAGAAGGAAAAAUACAGCCCACCCCAGGACCAGCAUGACCGCCGGCAGCUCCACUCCGCCGAGCACGAGGGCCCCGGAGGCCGCUCCACGGAUCGGCUCGGUGCAGUGCCACCGCGCAGGAUGGUUUAUGAAGGAGGCGAACGGCAGCAGCCGCCGCCGAGCAGCUCAGCGCUGCGACCUACAGACCAGCGCCCGGAGCUGCGACCGUCGUCGUCUUCUGCUGAGACCGACACCGCACAACAGCCGUCUUCCCAGAUGGGUCCCUUCGGCUAUUCCGCCUUCGGCGCGUCCGGCAGCUUCGCCCCCGGCUAUGGCGGUCCAACUGUCGCCCUGCAGCCCCCCGCCCCGCUAGCUAGCCAGAUGCCGUCGUUACGAAACACCAAAACCGCGCGCCGAAACAAGGCUCACGUUGCUUCGGCCUGCGUCAACUGCAAAAAGGCCCAUCUCAGCUGCGACGUCCAGCGGCCGUGCACGCGCUGCGUCACUUCGGGCAAAGAGACCUCAUGCUACGACGUCCAGCACAAGAAAAGGGGCCGCCCCAGGCUUCGCGACGUCCAGGAGAGCAGACCUCCGCCAGGCCACGAGCUAGCCGAACACUCGACGUCAGCUAGUGAGAGCCCAGUGCCUGGUCUGGCGCCUCAUGUAGGCGUGCGGCCAGAUUCCAGUCGCCCGCUUCGAGCCACUCGAAGGAGUUUCGGAGUGCCCCCGGCAACUUUUCGGCAUCCCACUUCGACCGUGCAAAGUCUGUCGCCAAGUCCUUACCCCCAGGAGGGUGCGGUGCAGUAUCCGACACUCGAGUACGCACGAUCAGCGCCCUCUUACGUGACGCCCAUGGCGUUGCUGAAUCUAGACCUCCACAUCAUCAAAACGAAUCAGGCCUUCAACCUGCUCUUCAACCGGUCAGACUUCUACGGACGAGACCUGUCCGAGCUUGUCGAGUCCCAUCACGCGGAAACGGUGUACAGGCUACGGAGCGAGCUGAGAGAAGAGCGGGAUCAGCGAGAACCUUCGUACAUGCCUCCUAUUUUUGGUCCUAGGGAACAGGAGGCGGUUCAAAACGUUGAAGAAGAGGAUUUGGAACGCAUCAGCCUGGGCUACACGGAUCGUAGAUUCACUUGGCGAUUCAGCUCUAUUUUUGGACAGCCGCAGGAAGUGCGUGUCCGCGUGCGUCUUGCAAAGACCUCAAUAUUUUUCGUCUCCUUGACUUUACCAUCGUUUGACCGAGCUCAAUUCUCGCAGCCCACUAGUGAGCAGCAACAACCCCAACGCUACCCGCAUGUCUUCGCUACACCGGUUCCGCCUCAUAGAUCGUCACGGCCGUCAUCGAGAGCCGCCCCAACCGAAUACCCAUACUCGCCGUUCGGGCAUAAUUCACCUCUUCCCGUCGCUGCUGAGCCGCAAUCCCCGUAUUCAUACUUCUCCCUCCAAAAUCUCACUUCAUCCCUCCCACCGGCGGCAGCUCCUACGCCGACAGCACAGACAUACUAUGGACAGGCACCUCCCAGUGGGUAUGGAUACUCGCGUGGAUCGUGGUCAUCCACUGGUAGCGCGGAGCUUCAUGUACCUUCUUACGAGGUGACGCCUAGAAGACCGUCUGGCCAGGUUUUAGCAGCCGAGGGUCCCUGGCACAAUGAUCCGAGAACAGCUUGGCAGCAACAACAACAACAUCAUCCCUACCCGGCAUACCAGAGACGGCCGGUUUCGAGGGGUGAGCAACAGCCCGUGUGGGACCCUGCCCAGCCACCUGAAGGCCUUGCUCCUGCUUCGGUCCGUAGAGUUUCGUUGGACGAAAGGCGUAGCCAAGGCACCUCAGAGGGGACACAGGAGGAGGAGCCAUCCAAGCGACGGAGACUGAAUAUACGGGACAUCAUUUAG
Messenger RNA from Diplodia corticola, 1926 nucleotides. RefSeq names its product c6 zinc finger domain containing protein. The transcript is spliced from 2 exons. Gene Ontology annotation, biological process: regulation of DNA-templated transcription. Gene Ontology annotation, molecular function: zinc ion binding; DNA-binding transcription factor activity, RNA polymerase II-specific. The record is from RefSeq and is a predicted model, not a curated record. The coding region runs from base 1 to 1926 and encodes 641 amino acids. Lineage: Eukaryota; Fungi; Ascomycota; Dothideomycetes; Botryosphaeriales; Botryosphaeriaceae.